Molecule: messenger RNA, 465 nt
Organism: Dentiscutata heterogama
Lineage: Eukaryota; Fungi; Glomeromycota; Glomeromycetes; Diversisporales; Gigasporaceae
Source: the annotation of a GenBank genome assembly
AUGGAUUCCCACGAAACUUCGAAAAAGGCUUUAGCUGAAAGUAACAGUCCUACUACUUCAGGCUCGAGUCCAACACCUGCUCAACCUUCUUCUCCAACUCCUUCUAAUGCAUCUACGGGCAGUACCAAAAAAGAUAAAGAUGCUUCUACCUCUAGUACUCCAGCGAGUAGUAACGGAUCAACAAGUGGAAAAUCAUCAAAAAAUGUACCUAGUUCUACUCCUGCAAUAAACAUUUUUUCAAAUGAUGGAAGUUUUCUGGAUCGUUUUAAAAAAAUGAAAGCUGAGGAAGAUGAAAAAAAGAAACAGCUUGGGGCUUUGGAAAGAAAAAAGGCUUUUGAAGAUCGUAUUAAAAACCGAGGAAAACGCAAGAAUCAACCUACGGACGAAGAACCGGAUCCAAAGCGCGUCACGUUAGAAGAUAAUGAACGUGAUGAUUCUGGUCAUGUACGUCCGUUAGUUAAAUAA